AGUGGUUAAAGUGAACACACAAUGGCCAAUAAUCACAAACCUUCAGCAGCUCGCCCUGUUUCACGAGGUGGAAUUGGGUUGCCUGGAAGACCUCCUUCUGGAAUACGACCCCCCUCAGGAAAUAUUCGAGUGGCAACUGGAAUGCCACCUGGAACAGCAAGACCAGGCUCUCGUGGCGGUCCCAUAGGGACAGGAGGAGUUCUGUCUUCUCAAAUCAAAGUUGCUGACCGUCCUGUAACACAACAAGGUUUGAGUGGAAUGAAAACUGGAAUGAAAGGUCCCCAGAGGCAAAUUUUAGACAAAUCUUACUAUCUUGGGCUUCUUCGAAGUAAAAUAAGUGAACUUACAACAGAAAUUAAUAAACUUCAGAAAGAGAUAGAAAUGUACAAUCAAGAGAAUUCAGUAUAUUUGUCAUAUGAAAAGAGAGCUGAGACUUUAGCUGUUGAAAUCAAAGAGUUUCAAGGACAAUUAGCAGACUACAACAUGUUGGUAGAUAAACUUAAUACCAAUACUGAAAUGGAAGAAGUAAUGGAUGAUUACAACAUGCUUAAAGCUCAAAAUGAUCGAGAAACACAAAGUAUGGAUAUCAUAUUUACUGAAAGACAAGCGAAGGAAAAACAAAUUAGAAGUGUAGAAGAAGAAGUUGAACAGGAAAAACAAGCAGCAGAUGGCAUUAUCAAAAACAUGUCUCCUGAAAAACAAAUCAAGUACACAGAAAUGAAAACCACAAAUGAGAAAUUGUUGCAGGAGUUAGACACACUUCAGCAACAACUAGAUUCACUGAACAUGAAAAAAAAGAGCUUGGAAGCUGAAAUAGCACACUCCCAGGUAAAACAGGAGGCUGUAUUGCUGCAUGAAAAACUUUAUGAAUUGGAGUCCCAUCGAGACCAAAUGAUUACUGAAGACAAAAGCAUGGGAUCUCCAAUGGAAGAAAGAGAGAGAUUACUUAAGCAGGUUAAAGAAGAUAAUCAGGAAAUAGCCAGCAUGGAGCGACAGUUAACAGAUAUAAAAGAAAAAAUAAACCAGUUUAAUGAAGAAAUUAGACAACUGGACAUGGAUUUAGAAGAACACCAAGGCGAAAUGAAUCAGAAGUACAAGGAACUAAAAAAACGAGAGGAAAAUAUGGACACUUUUAUUGAGACUUUUGAUGAAACUAAGAAUCAGGAACUGGAAAGGAAGGCACAGAUAGAAGCCAGCAUUGUUGCACUUUUGGAGCACUGUAGUAGAAAUAUAAAUCGUAUGAAACAGAUCUCUUCUAUCACCAAUCAAGAGCUGAAGAUGAUGCAGGAUGAUCUCAAUUUUAAAUCUACGGAAAUGCAGAAAUCACAAAGUACAGCUAGGAAUUUGACUUCAGAUAGUCAACGUCUACAGUUGGAUCUACAGAAAAUGGAACUUCUGGAAAGUAAGAUGACUGAGGAACAACAUUCUCUGAAAAGCAAAAUUAAGCAAAUGACAGCUGACCUAGAGACAUAUAAUGAUUUGCCAGCUUUAAAAUCAUCAGGUGAAGAAAAGAAAAAGAAGUUACAUCAGGAGAGAACAGUAUUAACAACCCGCAGAAAUGCCUUUAAGAAAAUAACAGAGAAGCUAAAUGUAGAAUUUGAGACACUAAAAACACAAUUGCAAGAAAAUGAGACACAUUCUCAGCUUACAAAUUUGGAGAGGAAGUGGCAACACCAUGAGCAAAAUAAUUUUGUGAUGAAAGAAUGUAUCCUUUUAAAAAAGGCAAAU
Leptonychotes weddellii (Weddell seal) is the source of this 1728-nucleotide messenger RNA. Lineage: Eukaryota; Metazoa; Chordata; Mammalia; Carnivora; Phocidae. The record is from RefSeq and is a predicted model, not a curated record.